This is a messenger RNA of Sphenostylis stenocarpa, 819 nucleotides long. Lineage: Eukaryota; Viridiplantae; Streptophyta; Magnoliopsida; Fabales; Fabaceae. The record is from the annotation of a GenBank genome assembly.
AUGGAGAAAGUUACGGUGUCUAGGAUUGGAAGCAUGGAAGCAGAUUCAAUGGGCACAAAAGCCCAUUAUCAGGUAGCCCAGAUGAGAGUUAAUGCUCCAAAGAAGGACAAGGCCCCCCCACCUUCAUCGAAGCCCGCCAAGUCUGGCGGUGGCAAGCAGAAGAAGAAGAAGUGGAGCAAGGGAAAGCAAAAGGAAAAGGUGAAUAACAUGGUACUGUUUGAUCAGGGUACCUAUGACAAGCUUCUCUCUGAGGCACCCAAAUACAAGCUAAUCACUCCUUCUAUUCUCUCUGAUCGUCUGAGGAUCAAUGGAUCACUCGCAAGAAAAGCUAUAAGAGAUUUGAUGGCUAGAGGUUCAAUCAGGAUGGUGUCUGCCCAUGCAAGUCAAUGUAUUGCAUGUAGCCCGGAAAGUUUUGUGACACUAGGAGAGGAAUUGAGGGUUGCAGUUAACUGUGUCAACAAGGAAGAACGUGAAGAAGGAGCUCCCGUCCCGUCUGCUCCCAAGAAGGACAAGGCUCCCCCACCUUCAUCAAAGCCCGCCAAGUCUGGCGGUGGCAAGCAGAAAAAGAAGAAGUGGAGCAAGGGAAAGCAAAAGGAAAAGGUGAAUAACAUGGUGCUGUUUGAUCAGGGUGCCUAUGACAAGCUUCUCUCUGAGGCACCCAAAUAUAAGCUCAUUACUCCUUCCAUUCUCUCUGAUCGUCUGAGGAUUAAUGGAUCACUUGCGAGGAAGGCUAUAAGGGAAUUGAUGGCCAGAGGAUCAAUUAGGAUGGUGUGUGCUCAUUCAAGUCAGCAGAUUUACACUAGAGCUACAAACACCUAG